AUAAGACAAGAGUACUAACCACUCCAAAGUAAAAAUGGCUUUUCUAUCAUCAGUUCUUAAGCAAUUGGCGUAUGAACCAAGUUCAACCCAUUACCUUACAGCUUUCUUCUGCUUCGUAAGCCUCCUGCUUAUGCUUAAGCUAACAAGAAGAAACAAGUCCAAUUUUCCUCCAUCACCACCAAAGUUACCAAUAAUUGGCAAUCUUCAUCAGCUAGGCACACUGCCACACCGCUCCUUCCAAGCACUCUCUCGCAAGUAUGGCCCUCUAAUGAUGCUGCAAUUAGGCCAAACUCCAACCCUAGUGGUCUCAUCAGCUGACGUGGCCAGAGAAAUAAUCAAGACGCAUGAUGUUGUUUUCUCCAACCGACCACAACCUACGGCUGCUAAAAUCUUUCUCUAUAAUUGCAAGGAUGUUGGUUUUGCGCCCUACGGCGAAGAGUGGAGACAGACGAAGAAGACAUGUGUGGUUGAGCUUCUGAGCCAGAGAAAGGUGCGGUCGUUUCGUUCUAUCCGAGAAGAGGUUGUUUCGGAGUUGGUUGAAGCUGUACGUGAAGCAUGUGGUGGUAGUGAAAGAGAAAAUCGACCAUGUGUGAAUCUGAGUGAGAUGCUGAUUGCAGCUUCCAACAACAUUGUUUCAAGAUGUGUAAUUGGACGGAAGUGUGAUGCUACAGUGGGUGAUAGCGUGAAUUGCAGCUUUGGAGAACUGGGAAGAAAGAUUAUGAGACUAUUCUCGGCUUUCUGCGUCGGUGAUUUCUUCCCUUCGUUGGGUUGGGUUGACUAUCUGACUGGCCUUAUUCCGGAAAUGAAGGCCACGUUUCUUGCAGUUGAUGCUUUCCUUGACGAGGUAAUUGCAGAACGCGAGAGCAGUAACAGGAAGAAUGAUCACUCUUUCAUGGGAAUUCUCCUUCAACUUCAAGAGUGUGGGAGGCUUGACUUUCAGCUCAGCCGAGAUAACCUCAAAGCAAUCCUAAUGGACAUGAUAAUAGGUGGGAGCGACACCACUUCAACAACUCUAGAAUGGGCUUUUGCAGAGCUCCUUAGGAAGCCAAAUACUAUGAAGAAAGCUCAAGAAGAGAUAAGAAGAGUGGUGGGAAUCAAUUCUAGAGUAGUAUUAGAUGAAAAUUGUGUGAAUCAAAUGAACUACUUGAAAUGUGUAGUCAAAGAAACUUUGAGAUUACAUUCACCUGUUCCUCUUUUGGUUGCUCGAGAGACAUCAUCAAGUGUAAAACUAAGAGGGUACGAUAUUCCCGCCAAAACAAUGGUAUUUAUCAAUGCAUGGGCAAUCCAGAGGGAUCCUGAAUUAUGGGAUGAUCCUGAAGAAUUUAUUCCUGAAAGAUUUGAAACUAGCCAAAUUGAUCUUAAUGGACAAGAUUUUCAAUUAAUUCCAUUUGGUAGUGGGAGAAGGGGAUGUCCUGCUAUGUCAUUUGGGCUUGCUUCAACUGAGUAUGUUCUUGCUAAUCUUUUGUAUUGGUUCAAUUGGAAUAUGUCCGAGUCUGGUAUGUUGAUGCACAACAUUGACAUGAAUGAGACCAAUGGACUCACUGUCUCCAAAAAAAUACCACUUCAUCUUGAACCAGAACCACAUAUACCCUGAUCAUGUCACAAUUUGCAUGUUUUGAAAUACCUCUAAAAAGUAUAUAAGUACUUCAAUUUAGUAUUGGAUGUACGUAAAAGCUAUACAACCUGGAGUGUUAACAAGCUAGGAUGUGUGUUUAUGGAGUAAUGAGUGAGGUUCCAAACAAGUUAAUUAUUCGUCUCAAUAUAUUGUUAUUUUCGUUCUCUUGUAAUUAGUUUGUCUUUUGAAUAUGCUGUUUCACUUUCAUUUUUGUGUAUAAUUUGUUGAGCUGUGGCAGAUAUUAAUAAAAUUUUGAAGCGUGUUCUCAAAUUCUA
This is a messenger RNA of Glycine soja, 1890 nucleotides long. Its product is annotated as cytochrome P450 71A1-like. Gene Ontology annotation, molecular function: iron ion binding; monooxygenase activity; heme binding. The coding region runs from base 35 to 1594 and encodes 519 amino acids. The record is from RefSeq and is a predicted model, not a curated record. The transcript has 2 exons. NCBI's taxonomy places the organism in Eukaryota, Viridiplantae, Streptophyta, Magnoliopsida, Fabales, Fabaceae.